AUGGCCAAGAAGUAUGAUCUGCAACGCCCGCGCCGGGAGAGUGCCCCCUCUCCUCCUGAGGAGACUCCAAAAACAAACCGAGUCCCGAAAACUCCAGCUUUCUCUCCUCAGAGACCCCCGCCAGCAGUGGCAGGCCCGUCGACGACACGUUUGCCUUCAUCAUCUCGGCCGUUUGGUAUACAUCAAGGUCCGAUUCCACCGCCAUACCAUGAGCCUAUUGGUGCGCCUGGGCCUUCCCGCGGUGUCAGCUACGCAGACGCCUUGAGGUCGUGCCUGGCCCACCCUACGGCUUCUGUCGGAGAGAAACGGAAGGGGAAGGCUAUCGAUGAUAGUUUGGGGCCCCCACGUCGGCGUGCUCGUAAAACUUCCAUUGAAGAAGAGGUUAUUGAGGGUAUCAAUGAGGUGAGACGAAGGCAAUCUGCUGAGUUUGGCGAGAUGAGAGAACGACCAGAUCCAACCAACCCAGAUACACCACCGAAACAAAUCACACCACCGCCACGGUUCAAGCCAAAGUACCCCUCCAAGUACUGCGCGCCAAUUUUGGACCUGCCAGAUGGUGUUGGCGACGAUGGGGACUCCGAUGACAGCGACGAAGCCUUAUCUAAACAAGCUGGUAACUUGACUAUCCGCAGGACAGCUCUUGAUCUACUUAGCCCACUUGGUAACAGGAUUUCAAGCUUCAUUAACUUUCGUCCUUACAUCCAGGGCCCCCUUUCUCCAUAUAGAACAAGAACCCCGGUCCUGGAGGCUCAAAAAGUAGACGCUGCUACCAAUCAGCACCAAUGUUACCCGACGGACUCCAGUAAUUCUUCCCCACUAGGCAGUGACGGGUCGGGAUUUUCCAAUAUAGAAGCCCCUGUUGCGCCUCCAGGUCUCUUCAUUGAGGACAAUAAUCAGCCUUGGCCUAAGGAAACGGACCCAACAAUCUGCCCAAACCAAGCUAUCGAUCUUAGUGCAUCAUUGCCGACGGCCCCCUCUCGUCGGCCCCAUCGUCCUACUAGCUCCACCGGUACCGAAGACGGCUCUAGUUCUAGCAGUGGAUCAGGCUGA
Messenger RNA from Venustampulla echinocandica, 1050 nucleotides. RefSeq lists its product as uncharacterized. The coding region runs from base 1 to 1050 and encodes 349 amino acids. NCBI's taxonomy places the organism in Eukaryota, Fungi, Ascomycota, Leotiomycetes, Helotiales, Pleuroascaceae. The record is from RefSeq and is a predicted model, not a curated record. The transcript is spliced from 3 exons.